AUGAGUUCGGAAUCUCUUCUAGCGCAAGAAGGCCGUGAUAAUUUUGAUUUUGAAAGGUAAUUCUUUAAGAAAAAAUCGUACAAUGGAGGCGCGUGCAGAGCACCAAAAAACCAAGUUGUUUAAGUCGUUAUACGCUUUUGCGACUUCCAUGGGUCUCGGAACUCUAACCUUAAUAUUAUUUUGGAUUUUACACUAUCGUAACGGUUUUGCAUGGCAAUCAGAUCCGAAUACGCAAUUUAACUGGCAUCCAUUCCUAAUGGCUUUAGGCAUGUUCUUUCUUUACUCACAAUCAAUUUUAUCCUACCGUACAUUUCGCUACGUUGCCAAACGUCGCCUGAAACUCCUACACGCCGGCAUUCACUUGUUCGCUUUCGUAUUCUCGGUGAUCGGACUCAAAGCCGCUUUCGAUUCCCACAAUUUAAAAAACCCGCCAGUCCCAAACCUCUACACCAUGCACUCUUGGAUAGGAUUGGCCACUGUCAUAAUUUUCAGCGCGCAGUAUGUUUACGGGUUCGUAAGUUUUUUGUACCCGGGUUUGUCGCAAUCUUACAGGCGCAUGUUCAUGCCGGCUCAUGUUGCCGUGGGAACGGGUGGUUUUGUCAUGGCAACCAUCUCGGUUUUGACCGGUUUAACCGAAAAAACCGUGUGGACUGUGAAGGAUUACUCAGAUUAUUCCUCUGAAGGGUUGAUGUGUAAUUUUAUAGCGAUUUUUGCGGUUUUUUAUGCUUUAAUCGUUUUAUAUAUGGUUAAUGAUGAUGACUAUAAACGUACUCCACUACCUGAAGACGAAAUGGUUCUUUCCACGACAAAUUAA
Brassicogethes aeneus is the source of this 814-nucleotide messenger RNA. The record is from the annotation of a GenBank genome assembly. NCBI's taxonomy places the organism in Eukaryota, Metazoa, Arthropoda, Insecta, Coleoptera, Nitidulidae.